AUGGACCGGGUCGCCCCGGGCAGCGGCGCCAGCUCCCUGCCACUGCUCCUGGCCCUUGCCCUGGGUCUAGUGAUCCUCCAGUGUGUGGUGGCAGAUGGGAAUUCAACCAGCAGUCCUGAAACUGAUGUUCUUCUCUGUGGAGAUCCUGAGGAAAAUUGUGCAGCUACCACCACACAAUCAAAGCGGAAAGGCCACUUCUCUCGGUGCCCCAAGCAGUACAAGCAUUACUGCAUCAAAGGGAGAUGCCGCUUCGUGGUGGCUGAGCAGACGCCCUCCUGCGUCUGUGAUGAUGGCUACACUGGGGCAAGGUGUGAGAGAGUUGACUUGUUUUACCUAAGAGGAGAUAGAGGACAGAUUUUGGUGAUUUGUUUGAUAGCAGUUAUGGUAAUUUUUAUCAUUCUGGUCAUCGGUGUCUGCACAUGCUGUCAUCCUCUUCAGAAACGUCGUAAAAGAAAGAAGGAGGAAGAAGAAAUGGAAACUCUGGGUAAAGAUAUAACUCCUCUAAGUGAAGACAUUCAAGAGACUAAUAUUGCUUGAUGGCUAUGAAGGUACCUCCAGGCUGGUGGCAAGCUGCAAAAGGCCUUGCUCAUUUGCAAAUGGACAGAACGUGUCUCAGGAAAACAGCUAGUAGAAAUGAAUUUUAAAUAAUGUAUUUACUUUUUAUUUGUAACUUUAGUUCAUGUUGUUCGUUAUUUUUAAAUUUUAUUAUUGUCUAAUAUUGGGGGAAAAGUGCCCAGUU
Galeopterus variegatus (Sunda flying lemur) is the source of this 739-nucleotide messenger RNA. It is a transcript of the gene BTC, whose product is annotated as betacellulin. Gene Ontology annotation, biological process: positive regulation of cell population proliferation; positive regulation of mitotic nuclear division; epidermal growth factor receptor signaling pathway. The record is from RefSeq and is a predicted model, not a curated record. Bases 1 to 537 code for a protein of 178 amino acids. Lineage: Eukaryota; Metazoa; Chordata; Mammalia; Dermoptera; Cynocephalidae. The transcript has 6 exons.